Messenger RNA from Copidosoma floridanum, 1676 nucleotides. Its product is annotated as neuroepithelial cell-transforming gene 1 protein. Gene Ontology annotation, molecular function: guanyl-nucleotide exchange factor activity. The record is from RefSeq and is a predicted model, not a curated record. Lineage: Eukaryota; Metazoa; Arthropoda; Insecta; Hymenoptera; Encyrtidae. Gene Ontology annotation, biological process: positive regulation of Rho protein signal transduction; intracellular signal transduction.
AUCGUGAGUUGAGUGCAAGCGAUUAAGGGGGAAUCAUGGGGGUGAGAGUCUUCCGUGCGGAAAACGCACGAUGUGAUUAAACUGUCGCAAUUUUUCCCAAAUUGAGUGCAGAGAAGCAAUUUUUUACCUAGCCGGUCAGUACUUAGGUAAUACACAAUUGUGUUCUUCGUCAGAGAGUGGAAAAAUGGAGGAGCACGACAACUGCGAUUUGACAAUUACAUUUCAGGAGCCAAAGAAGAAGUUUUGGCUGCGAUCAAGAAAACGGCCAAAAAGCGAUGCUAUCAGUAUCAGUUCCAUGGACACAUCCCUUGACUCCACUUUGAGCAAGAGGAAGAAGCGUAGAAAAAUAUCAGAGGUGGCCAGUAGCUUUUUUUCAUCUGUGAGCAGCAAAUCACACGACAGAACCAUCAAUGCUUCCGAAGCCUCAUUUUCAGAUGUUGAACCUACUUCUGCCAAAAAAAAGAUGAGAACGAGUAAUGAGUUUGCUGGUAAUAUUGCGGUAAGAAGCUGGAUGAUCGAUGUCGCUGAAUUGGACAUUGUUUCAACUUUGAGCAGAAGGGAAAUCAAAAGACAGGAGGCCAUUUAUGAAUUAUUUUGUGGCGAAAAUGUGCUGUUAAAUGACUUAUGCAUACUCAGAGAUUUUUACUAUCAACCACUCCAGACAACUAGUUUAUUCACUGACCAAGAGUUGGAGACUGUGUUUGGAGAUGUAUCCAAAUUUAUUCUGAUUCAUGGAAAACUCCGAGAUGAGAUGGUAGAGCUUAGAGACAGAUCAGGAUUUACCGAGUGUUUAGGGCCAACUUUCGUUGAUUGGCUUGCCCAGUUAAAAGACUUAUACGUGGAUCGUUGUAGGACUCAAGUAUGGGCAAGACAUAUCUUGGAAUCAAAAAAGUUGUGUAAGCGUUUUCAAGACUUUUUAAAAAAGAAAUCUGAAACACUGAGGUCCACCGAUUUGUGGACUUACCUGGAUGUACCACGCUCGAGAAUAGUCAAGUAUCCUCUCCUUGUGACUGAAAUUUUACGACACACUCCUGGAGGUCAUGUGGACGAAGCUGCUUUAAAAAUAGCUAAGGAGUUAUUGUCCGAUCUACUGAAAGACAUUGAUCUAGCUAUGGGUGAUGCAGAAUGUAAAUUAGCGAAAACGCGGAUAAAUGUUCGGUCAGACUAUGAUUCUAACAAAUGUAUUGAAACUGCCACAGAUUUAAUAACUGAGGGUUAUCUAAAGGACUCGAAAGGAACGAAAUUCUACUGUUUCCUGUUUAAUACGUGUUACGCUAUAACCAAAUCAAACAGACGCCCCAAUUCCAAAUAUAAUUUGUGCUUCCCAGUCAUACCUCCAGACCAGUUUAGUAUACAAAUAGUAACUCCAAACAAAGCUCCAGCAAGCUUCAAAGUUGGAGAUCACGUUCUGUUUUGCGGCGACGAGCAUCACAGACGACACUGGCUAGAUUCUUUUAAACGUCUUUCACAGCCCAGAUUCGAGUCUCGACGAAAACAGACUGCAGUGCUAAACGGCAAGGGUAAAGAAAAUGAACCAGAAGUUCCUGAAUGCAUCAAAAACGAAAUCGAUCGAUGGUCCAAGAACAACGACGACGGCUACUUUACGAUUUCUUUAAGAAAGACGUUAUUGAGGCACGCCAGAAACAGUAUCGACAAUACGUAAAUUAAUUAAAAUG